GAGAAGGAAGGAAGCGAAACCAAAGAUGAAGGUCCAGGUUGUGGCUGCUUUCCUAGUUAUCUGUCUGCUCUCCCUGGGAGCUUCACCCACGAAUGCAGCCAACAUUAAUAUUGGUGGUGGAGGCGACCCUACUAUAGAAGGCAACGGCAUUGGGAACAACUUUCAGCCUGACGGAGAAGAUGGAGGUGACAACAUUAAUAUUGGCAAUGGAGGUAGCCCUAGCAUAGGAGGCAACGGCAUUGGGAACAACUUUGCAGCUGAUCCAGGAAAUGGCGGCAGCUUCGAUGGCAACUCGGUUGGCGACAACAGCUUCAACAACAAUGGCAAUACUGAUGAUGACCCCAUAAUCUAUUAUUAGACAUCCAGAAACCCAUCACAACAGCUGUCCAGAUGCCAUUCACCAUCUUUCUCCCAUGCCUUCUUGAGUGACAUUGUAGGAGAUUAACCUUUUGUUGC
Molecule: messenger RNA, 456 nt
Organism: Rhineura floridana
Lineage: Eukaryota; Metazoa; Chordata; Lepidosauria; Squamata; Rhineuridae
Product: aspartate and glycine-rich protein-like
Exons: 8
Coding region: 26-358 (110 amino acids)
Source: RefSeq, a predicted model, not a curated record